Messenger RNA from Fusarium vanettenii 77-13-4, 1389 nucleotides. RefSeq lists its product as uncharacterized. Gene Ontology annotation, molecular function: transmembrane transporter activity. The transcript has 4 exons. The record is from RefSeq and is a predicted model, not a curated record. Gene Ontology annotation, biological process: transmembrane transport. Bases 1 to 1389 code for a protein of 462 amino acids. NCBI's taxonomy places the organism in Eukaryota, Fungi, Ascomycota, Sordariomycetes, Hypocreales, Nectriaceae. Gene Ontology annotation, cellular component: fungal-type vacuole membrane.
AUGCGCCCUGACCAAGCCACCAGCCCAGUAACUGACACAGCCAAGGUCGAUGAGACAUCCCCGGGAAACAACCGUGACGAAAAGGCUGUGUAUACCGAGGCAGAGACCGCGUCUCAAGCAAAUCGUCGGCAAGAUGUGGAACAGCAAUACCAAGACCCAGGCCCUGCACCAGACGGAGGAUGGAUAGCUUGGAUGGUCGUCGUGAGCGGCCAUUUCGUCGUCAUGAAUAGCUGGCAAGUAUACUCUCCCAUCUUGGGCAUCAUCAACUCGUUCGGCGUCUUCCAACCAUACUACGCCCAAAUGCUCAACCGCGCCCCCUCCGAUAUAUCCUGGAUCGGCUCCUUCGAAGUCUUUUUCCUCUUCUUUGUCGGAACCUUUACCGGCCGCAUGACGGACGCGGGAUACUUUCGACAGCUCUUCGCUCUAGGCUUCCUCCUCGUUAUCGUCGGUUGCUUCGCUACCUCCUUCUGCAAGACGUACUGGCAAUUCUUCCUCGCUCAAGGAAUCUGCAUGGGUCUAGGCAACGGCUUCAUCUUUUGUCCCUCGAUGGCUACCAUAUCGACAUACUUUGAGAAGCGCCGUGCUCUAGCCAUGGGGGUCGCUGCCGCCGGGAGUGCUACUGGAGGUUUGGUCUACCCGAGUAUCAUGAGGCAGCUCCUACCUUCGGUUGGAUUUCCUUGGGCCAUCCGUGCCAUUGCCUUUGUCCAGCUUGGAACUCUGGGAGUAGCAGCUUGCUUCCUCAAGUCUCGGAUCCCACCCCGUAGGUCGGGGCCAUUGGUUGAAUGGUCUGCGUUUAAGGAACUUGAAUACUCCUUCUACGUCCUUGGUUCUUUCAUGGCUUUCUGGGGAGUGUACUUUGCCUUCUACUACCUCGCAGCUUAUGCUCGAGACGUCCUCGGCGUCAGCUUCACCAAAUCCCUCGACGUCCUCCUAGUCCUUAACGGAACUGGCGCAAUCGGCCGUGUCAUACCAAACUACAUCGCAGACCGCUACGGAUGCCUCACAGUCCAGAUCCCGUUGGCUCUCGUAACCGGGGUAAUGAUGUACUGCUGGGCAGCCAUAAAGUCCACCACAGGCCUAUUCAUCUGGGCCGCCAUCUACGGGAUAUGGACUGGAGGUGUGCAAAGCAUGUUCCCCGUCGGCCUCAGCAGCAUGACAUCCGAUCCUAGCAGGCAGGGCACCAGGCUUGGCAUGGCUUUUACGAUUGUUAGCUUCGCGACGCUGACGGGCCAGCCAAUCGCUGGGGCUAUUAUCAAAGCGCAGGGUGGUCAGUACGUCGGGGCCCAGGCUUUUGCGGGGAGCUGCUUGAUUCUUGGCAGCUGUUCCUUUGUUAUCGCCAAAGGCAUCAGGGCUAAGAAGCUAGAUCAGGGUUGGAAGGCAAAGGUGUAA